Molecule: messenger RNA, 907 nt
Organism: Spinacia oleracea (spinach)
Lineage: Eukaryota; Viridiplantae; Streptophyta; Magnoliopsida; Caryophyllales; Amaranthaceae
Product: auxin-binding protein ABP19b-like
Exons: 1
Coding region: 5-709 (234 amino acids)
Molecular function (GO): manganese ion binding
Source: RefSeq, a predicted model, not a curated record
CACAAUGAAAGACAACAUACAAACUACAAACUUACACAACUACAACCUACACUCAUUUUCAACACAUUCAAGCAUGGACCUUACGAAAAUUAUUAUUAUCUUCCCUCUCCUUGUUUCAUUCACGUCCGCCACCAGUGUCAUUGAUUUUUGUGUGGCAGACUUCAACUUUCCUGUUACACCGGCAGGAUAUCCUUGUAGGAAUCCUGCUAACCUCACAGCGGAUGACUUUGUUUAUUCAGGCUUGGGUGUCCCUGGUAACCCAUUAGUCAACAAUUUCGAUUUUGUUGGGGCAUUAGCAAUCGACCUUACUUUCCCUGCCUUGAACGGUUUAGGCCUUUCAUUGGGACGGUUAGAUAUAGGAGUGGGUGGAGCUGUUCCGAUCCACUCACACAGAGUGUCGGAAAUUAUCUUGAUGAUUGAAGGAACGAUAAUUGCUGGGUUUAUAGACUCAAAUAACACCGCGUACUAUAAAACGUUGAACAAGGGAGAUGUUAUGAUCUUCCCACACACUUUACUUCACUUCCAAGUUAACGUGGGCGAUGCUCCUGCUCUUGCAUUCGUUAGCUUAAACAGCGCGAAUCCUGGUUUCCAAUUUACUACCACUUCUAUAGGAGCAAAUGACCUACCAACUGAAAUAAUUCAAAGGAUCACUUUGUUUGAUGCUGCACAGGUGCAGAAGCUCAAGGGACUCUUUGGUGGCACUAAUUAAAAAUAUAUUUCUAUUUUAAUAUCAUUUCAUCUUGGAUACCUUUCUAUGCCGUACUACGUAGCAUGCAAUAAUUUAUAAUAAUGUAUGUUUUAUUAUUGUAUAAUGGAAUAACACGUACGAUUUCUGUGAUAAUCGUACUACUUGUAUUUGUACCUCGUCAAUAUAUAAAAUACAUCGUUAUAUUUUGUAAUAUGAAUA